AUUCUCCCUCAAAUCAUCGCUUGCGCUCUCUCCCCGUAUCCCGCCGAAUCUCCUCCUCAUGCCGCCGCCGUUGCGCUCCCCGCAUCCGCCAGUACGUGAGCGCAAGCUUGUCAGCGCGCAUCCCCACGCGCGGCGGAGGUCGAGCGCAGAUGGGUUUGGCUUGCUGUCUCCUCCGCGAAAUCGAUCGUUUUGUCUUCCGCGUCGUCUUCCCAAUACAAUUCGUCUAGGCUUUCUACACUGCCGGACCCUUGAAUCGCGCUGCAACCAACUGAAUCGCGCUGUAACGGGCGUCGAUCGCGCUGCAACCAACUGAAUCUGUCCACGCGGAACGCGCAUCCGCGCUCUUAGCCGCCUCAGAAAGAGCGCUGCUCGAUGGCGCACGGCGAAGGGCUGCUCGGGACAGGCACGCGACCAGGGCGCGUGGUGUCGGGGGAAGGCGCGGGGGAUGGCGGGAAGGUUGGCGGAAUCGAUGGCGGAAGGGGAAAGAUGAUCGGGGGGAAAGCGGCGGAGGUGGAUUGCUGUUGUUCGCCGGGUACACGAGGCGACACGCAAUUGGGUGCUUCGGUUGGAGGGAGUUGCAGCGGCCCUGGCGCUUGUGGGCCGGAGUGUGGGCGACAGGGGACGGGAGUGGAUGGCGUGAGAUCGGUACCGGCAGCAGCAGCGCGUGGCGGCGCCUGCUGCUCUAUGGCCCAGGACCACAAGCAGCAGCAGCAGAGGCAGCAUGAGGGGCACCAGCAGGAGGGGCAGCACGAGAAGAGGCAGCAACAGGGCAGUGGUAGCAGCGGGGGGCAUGCGGUGCGAGAUAUGGCGUUUGCAGCAGCUCGUGUGUGCGUGCUGCUGCUAGGCCUCUCGUACCUGCUUCUGCUGCUCUCCCUGCUCCUACUGGCCCCCACCCGCCACGCAGCAAGAGCCGCCCUCCUCUCCGCCCUGCACCUGCUGCCACUCCCUCUCUCUCCCUCGACCCCUCACCUCGCAUCCCCUUCCACGCCGUCACUCCCACCCGCGCCAUCUCCUGCCCCCGCCUUGCCUGUGCCUGCCGUGCCAGCGCCCAACGCCUCACGCAGCCACUGCUGUGCCGAUACCUGUGCUGCUGCGAGUUUUGCAGACCUUGCUAGUGGCAUGGGAGAGUUGAUGAGACAGGAUGGGUGGCUUGGGCAUGGGCAUGGGCAUGGGCAUGGGCAUGGGAAUGGGCAUGGGUAUGGGCAUGGGCAUGGGCAUGGGCAUGGGCAUGGGCAUGGGCAUGGGUAUGGGCAUGGGCAUGGGCAUGGGCAUGGGUAUGGGCAUGGGCAUGAGCGUGCGCAUGCGACGGUGGGCGAGGAGGGCAAGGAGGAUCGGUCGUAUGCGGAGGACUGCCGCGUGUUCACAUGGGAGAAGCCCAGCAAGAUGCACAACGUCAUGGUCACGGUUUGGGACGAGUUCACAGUGGCGCACGCAGUGGGGUGGUGCGCUAAGGCCGUCAUCAUCCGCGACCGCCGCAUGCUGCUGCUGCUCUCCACCGCCUUCGAGCUCACCGAGCUGAUGUACCGGCAUCUGCUGCCCAACUUCAACGAGUGCUGGUGGGACUCCAUCAUCCUUGACAUCAUGCUCUGCAACACUCUCGGCAUGGAAGUGGGCCUCUGGCUUCUCCGAGUGUGCCACAUGCCGCGUUUUGAUUGGUUCGCUGGCAUCUCAUCUCUCCUCACCUACAGCUCCCCAUCCUUUCCCCAUCUCCUCGCCGCCACACGCCAGUCCCUUCUGGCAGGGCUUCUGUUCCUGCUGGUGCUAGCAGCGGACCUGUGCGCCUUCUUCCUCAAGCACUGCCUCGCUCUGCACCCCCUGCACCCCUUCAAUCCCCUCCGCCUCUGCCUCUGGGCCGGUCUCUCCGUCCCCGCCGCGCACUGCCUGCACUCCCUGCUGCACUCCCCCCGCAUCGCUGUGGCGUGCCCCUCUGCCUCUGGUGCAGGGAGAGAGAGGGAUGAAAGGGGGGAGAAUGGGGAGCGGAGGAGUGGAGGGGAGCAGCAAAGGCAGGAGGAUAGAGGCAUGUCCUUCCUCAUCCUCGCUCUGCUGCUCUGCGUCUCCGAGAUUCUCGUCUCACUCAAGUUCUGCCAGGGCAUGUUCCUCUCGCCUCACCCCCCCUGGGUCUCCACCAUCCACACAGUUCUUCUCUCCUCCUUUCUCCUCCUCCUCCUCCCUUCUCUCAGGCCCUCUCUCUCUCACCGCUUCCUCCCAUCUCCCCUUGGUCUCUGUACCUCUCAAACUACUUCCUGCCUCUUCCACCUGUGACCAAUGUUGGAUGGUGGGGGGCGGGACCUAAGAUUCACUUCAGGGUACGUUGAGGGCAUAUUCCUACUGUCCAGGAUUAGGAUCAGGAUCAGGAAAACGGAGCUGAUCCUGGCGGGCAACCUAGAACGCCAGGAUCAGCUUGGGCUUGUAGCGACGUCACGUUGCGCAUGUGUCUACCGAUUGGAUGUGCAUAUAGGCUCGCCAGAUAAAAAGGGACUUGAUUGCCAGUCUUGCUGUGUUGAAUUGCACAUGUUGGAAGCGAUGAACCGUAACGCACCGCAUGUCUAGAGCAUGUUAGAAAGAAAACUGAAUGAUUAGCAUAGGAGGGUACAGGUGAAUAUACCUAAGUGUUGUAC
Messenger RNA from Closterium sp. NIES-67, 2618 nucleotides. The record is from the annotation of a GenBank genome assembly. Lineage: Eukaryota; Viridiplantae; Streptophyta; Zygnematophyceae; Desmidiales; Closteriaceae.